Messenger RNA from Cydia fagiglandana, 2247 nucleotides. Its product is annotated as neuropathy target esterase sws-like. Lineage: Eukaryota; Metazoa; Arthropoda; Insecta; Lepidoptera; Tortricidae. The coding region runs from base 93 to 1931 and encodes 612 amino acids. The transcript is spliced from 15 exons. The record is from RefSeq and is a predicted model, not a curated record.
UUUCUUUUGCGGCCGUGUAUGUAGGCACUUGAAUUUUAUUCACGGCUAUUUUCAAGUGUUAAAUGUGAUGGUUUUUAUUAAAGAUUUACAAAAUGGAUGUGGUAGGCCUUCUGAAUAAUAUACAUGAUAAAUCGGAUAUGUUUGCGGUCAAGACGUGGACGGCGGAAUGGACUAACAAUUUUGAAGAAAACCAGUUGCUAUGGUCUUUCUGCGGGUGCGUCGUGCUCUCACUAGUCGUAGUGUUCUUCUAUUACUACAGGAGAUGGCGGUCGAAAGAAAUGCUAAACGGCGCGCCAGCCACAGUGGAGCCCGCGAAGCGGUUCCGCAAACGCGACAAAAUGCUCUUCUACGGCCGCAGGAUGCUGCGCAAAGUGAAAUCCAUUUCCAACUCGGGCCAGGGCAGGAAACGACGGGCGGUCAUGCGCUUCGCUAGGAAACUACUUCAACUGAAGAAGGAGUCAGCGCCUGAACAGUUGAAGGUCCUAGAACCGCCCGCAGAAUACCUAGAAGAAGACCUUACCAACGACGAUCGGGUGCCGCCGGACGCUCUAUACAUGCUGCACAGUAUCCGAGUGUUUGGACACUUCGAGAAGCCGGUGUUUCUGAUGCUGUGCAAGCACACGGAGAUACUCAAUUUGCCUGCGGGGGCUUUUCUGUUCAAAGUCGGUGACACGGACGAAAACGUGUACGUGGUACAAAAUGGCCGCGUCAACGUGUACAUCACCAACCCGGACGGCAGUAGCUUGUCUCUCAAAGUGGUCAGGGCGGGCGAGAGCGUCACGUCACUGCUGAGCUUCACCGACGUGCUCACGCAAAAUGGCCGCGUCAACGUGUACAUCACCAACCCGGACGGCAGUAGCUUGUCUCUCAAAGUGGUCAGGGCGGGCGAGAGCGUCACGUCACUGCUGAGCUUCACUGACGUGCUCACGGGCCACUCGCAACCGUACAAAACCGUGAACGCCAAGGCUUUAGAGGACUCUCAAGUGAUCAAGCUACCAAUGAGAGCGUUCCAGGAGGUCUUCCACGAGUACCCUGACAUCUUCGUCAGAGUUAUUCAGAUCAUCAUGGUGCGCUUACAAAGGGUAACCUUCACUGCGUUGCAUCAGUAUCUUGGUUUGAGUGCAGAGUUGGUUAAUCCGGGCCGUGAAAAACGCCGGCCUACCACAGUCGCUUCAUCGCCAGGUCGAAAAGUUACAGUCGAUUCCAGUACUUCUAUGCAUUCCCCACACCACAGCGAAAGGGUUGAACAUGCUCAAGAGAACGGGCACAUGGCGUCCUCCCCCAUUAACAUCGCCAGGAAAUCCAGACCGGACAUGGUACCCGACAUUGCUACUAACACACCGCAGCAGCAGCCAGACGUACAACCGACAACGUCGUCCUUCCAAAGGAGCAAAGAGGGGUCGUCGUUCAAGAAGAACAAUACUGAGAAUAUGGACGAACAGGCCCUAAUACGAAUAGCGACCGAGGCUUUUAUCAAGGAGCUCGGACUCGAAAACGAUCAGCUACUGCAGGGUGCGGUCCAAGUCAGGGAUCUACCCGCAGGCACUUACAUCAUGAAAGAGGAGAGCCAUAAGCUCUAUUAUAGUAUCAAAGGUGAACCAGAAAUAGUGCAGGACGUUGCACUGGUGUACCUGCUAUCCGGCGCACUGCUAGUGUCGCAAAAAGUCGCAGAAGGGGAAGGCGAAGUGCAUAUGUUCACGGCUUACCCAGGCGAAGUCGAAGGCGGUCUUGCUGUGCUAACCGGCGAGCCAUCCUUCUUCUCAAUACGAGCGAAACACUUCUCGCGUAUCGGCCUCCUGUCCAAGACAACAGUGUACAGUAUCAUGCGGGAGAGGCCGUCUGUGGUGCUACAUAUCGCCAAUACUGUAGUACGGAGGUUGUCGCCGUUCGUGAGACAAGUGGACUUUGCUCUCGACUGGGUAAGUUACUAAUCCACUUCAGGCCUCCUUUCCAAGACAACAGCGUACAGUGUCAUGCGAGGGAGGCCUUCUGUGGUGCUACAUAUCGCCAAUACUGUUGUACGGAGGUUGUCGCCGUUCGUGAGACAAGUGGACUUUGCUCUCGACUGGGUAAGUUACUAAUCCACUUCAGGCCUCCUUUCCAAGACAACAGCGUACAGUGUCAUGCGAGGGAGGCCUUCUGUGGUGCUACAUAUCGCCAAUACUGUAGUACGGAGGUUGUCGCCGUUCGUGAGACAAGUGGACUUUGCUCUCGACUGGGUAAGUUACUAAUCCACUUCAGGCCUCC